Molecule: messenger RNA, 2012 nt
Organism: Acanthochromis polyacanthus (spiny chromis)
Lineage: Eukaryota; Metazoa; Chordata; Actinopteri; Pomacentridae
Gene: prr15lb
Product: proline rich 15 like b
Exons: 2
Coding region: 216-551 (111 amino acids)
Source: RefSeq, a predicted model, not a curated record
GUGUGUGACGGGAGUGGAGCUCAGAGCGAUGAGACAGCAGGGAGAGAUGCUGCACCUGAGCCCGAUCACCUGAACACGAAGAGGAAGAAUUAAAGCAAAACAAGGAGAGAGGAGGUGAAGGGUUUGUCAGCAUGGUGGGACGGUUUCACCUGUGAGAGAAUCAAGUGCAGCCGGCUCAUCGUCAACAAGGUCCAUCCUCCAUCUCUGUUGGUGCCAUGGCUGACCAAACCUGGUGGAAGCUGACCUUCUCACGCAAAAAGAAGUCUGAAUCCAAGGUUCUAUACGAGAUCCCAGCGGAGUAUGGCAGCAACACCGGGAACAAGGAGCACCAGAGCAGUAACCCAUCUGCAGAGCACAUGGACAGCCAGUUCAAUGUCAGACUGGAGAAGAUUGUGGAUAAAUCUGCCGCCAAAGGCCGCCACGUCAAGGUCUCCAACUCUGGCCGCUUCAAGGAGAAGAAAAGGGUCCGAGCCACGCUGGCCGAGAACCCCAACCUUUAUGCAGAGCACAACCUCAGCGACGAGAACCACAAAAAGAAGACUGACAAAUAGCAGAAUGCACAUACUUGAUCAUACAUGUGUCAUAAAUCAGUGUCACAUUCAUAAAAGCUUUGCAGAGAGCUCAGAUAUAUGCAAACACAACGAUGUUGCACUGUGAUGUUGUGUGUUACCAAACACCACACCCUGGUAGAUACUGUCACCAACAGACUCACACCUAAAACAAACAGCAGAUAUCACCAACAACCUUUAGCCGUUCACAAAACGGAGUCGGAUCCAAACAAGAGACACCUUUCUUCUGAUUUUUACUCCAAAAUUGACUUUACAUUAACUUUUGUUGUUUUAUGUCGACAAAAACGAUCACUGACAUGAAGGAAAAGUCAAACCUGACCUCAUGCAUCCAUGAUUAUGAAGUAACAUUACUGUCAUUUAAGUUUUUAUUUUUAUUGUUAUAGCUAUAGUUUUAUUUCUCCCUUUUAUAUGUCUUGCACAAUCAGCACUUAAGUGGAGAUAAGUCAGUGCAACCAAAGCACAGUAAAUUUUUAUUACAUUUUUAUGACAAUGCAACCAGAGACUUGAUUUAAAUGACUGUAUUGUGUCUGAAGCAUUGUGUUGGAUUUUUCCCAUGCAGUGGCCCCAGAAAGUAAAAAGCCAAUGGACAGAUUACUGAACAGGCCUGCUGGUUCUGGUAUUGGUACCGAAGAACUCUGAAUUUUAAAGGAAGAGAUAUAAAAGAGACAAAAAUGGCAACAAAGUCAAGCAAAAUGACCAAAAUGUGACAAAGGCCACCAAAAAUAAACGCAAAAUGACCACAAAAAGAGACAGAACAGCUGCAAAGAAAAGCAAAAUGACCAAGAGGAGACCUAAAAUAUCAAAAAUGACACAAAAAAGACGAACAACCAAAAUGGGACACAAAUUGUCUUUAAGGUCACACUAAAUGACCACAAAGACACACGAAAUAACCAAAAGUGGGCAAAAAAGGACCACGAAGAGACACGAAAUCACCAAAAGUCGACAAAAAAGGACCACAAAGAGACACGAAAUCACCAAAAGUGGGCAAAAAAGGACCACAAAGAGACACGAAAUGACCAAAAGUGGACAAAAAAGGACCACAAAGAGACACGAAAUCACCAAAAGUGGCCAAAAAAGGACCACAAAGAGACACGAAAUAACCAAAAAUGGGCAAAAAAGGACCACAAAGAGACACAAAAUGACCAAAAGUCGACAAAAAAGGACCACAAAGAGACACGAAAUCACCAAAAGUGGCCAAAAAAGGACCACAAAGAGACACAAAAUGACCAAAAACUGGCAAAAAAGGACCACAAAGAGACACGAAAUGACCAAAAAUGGGCAAAAAAGGACCACAAAGAGACACAAAAUGACCAAAAGUCGACAAAAAAGGACCACAAAGAGACACGAAAUGACCAAAAGUCGACAAAAAAGGACUACAAAGAGACACGAAAUAACCAAAAAUGGGCAAAAAAGGACCACAAAGAGACACAAAAUGACCAAAAA